AUGAAAGUUUCUAAUAUAAUUUUACUCAUUUGUCUAUUCCUCUUCACUUUUGCUUACGAGUUGACUGUUGCCACAAGUGAUACUUCCAACAUUCCCCAACCAGUCAAUUUAUUUCAAAAGAGAGCAUCCCAAGCCACAUGUUCCUGUCCUAGAUGUGGAGGAAGUGUAACCUUAUCCUUCCUCUUCUCAAUUGAAGUUAAAUGUCCUACCAAAUGUCCAACUGGUUAUUAUGUCAGUGCAAUGGAUCUCUUGGUUUCACCAAAAGGUGACUACCACACCUACAUUAUUGAAACAACAUCCACUGAUACCUCUGUCAAGGUGGCUGAAUUUUCUAAAGAACAAACCAGGUACAAUGUUGGAGAAUGUUUCAGUGCCUCUAAUUCCUUAAUUCUUGAUACCACUGAUUACACUACCAAACUCUCAUGUAAGAAUAGCAUUACCUCCUGUUCAGUUGAUGUACAAAAUUAUUGCGCUUGUUCCAAAUCUGCUUCAAAAUUGCUUAUUAUUGCUCCUUCACUUGUUGUGGCUGGAUCCAAAUUCACACCUGAAGUUAGAAUUGUCGAUAGUGAUGGAAAUGUUGUUCCAAGAAAUUAUUUAAUUGAUCUAACCUACCCUGGUUCUUUACACUCUUCCAUGGCUUCUAAUGGUAUUAUGAAAGGUCCAGAAAUCACUGCACCAAGCUCUGGUACUGUUAAAUUAUUCGCUUCUAUCAAUACCCAAUUUAUGUCUGCUCCUUCAUUGACAUCUGCUGAGUUUACAGUGACUGCCACUCAAUCUCAAUUCACUUGUUAUGGCAUUGCACCUUCCAGUACUACUGUCAGUAAAGGAACAUGUAGUGGUCAAGAUUUGUGUACAUGCUUCUCAGGAUACACUGGUAGUAAAUGUGAAACCUCCACCACAGUCACCCAACCCAACCUUCCAGUAUCAAACUCUCACUUCCAUCCUCUGUGA
Messenger RNA from Naegleria gruberi, 951 nucleotides. RefSeq lists its product as uncharacterized. The transcript has a single exon. Bases 1 to 951 code for a protein of 316 amino acids. NCBI's taxonomy places the organism in Eukaryota, Heterolobosea, Eutetramitea, Acrasida, Naegleriidae. The record is from RefSeq and is a predicted model, not a curated record.